AGACCUCAUAACAGCCGGAAGAACGUAGAUGUAUAUAUAUAUGUAUGUUUCGACAGUGAGUCUGACUAACGCCUUUCUCUGAGUACCGAAGGCACGGGGUUUACACUUCCUGAUUACACUUACAGAGCUAGUGUGAUAGGCCAUCAUUAUUACAAGUACCCAAAUAUUGUGUCUUACACGUGCCUCCUAGGACAUGAUUAAUUGGCUGGAGUUGGAUUAGGGACAAUUAUAUGUCUCCUGAAAGCACAGCUUAAACUGAUUGUAGGUGUUGAACGAACCCAGAGCGAACCGGGUAAGGAACGUCUUAUACCGUAUGUAUUCUCGGUCCACAGGCAUGAAAGAAAACGUAAACUGAAAGUGAAACCUUAAAAUAUUGAAGAAGGAAGGACAUUCGUCUGAUUGGACUUACUACAGCGUUUUUGUACAAACGUCUAUUUCCUGUUACAAGCGUAUAGAUAGAACGAAUAUCACAUUCAUCUGUAUGGACCUGCCUAUGGAUACUUCUUAUAUUUCCGCAACUUACCCCCUCCAUUCUACAUGGACUCAUCCCACACCUUGUCUAACAACUCAGAAAAUGUCCAGACCCGGAGCACUACGUUCGUUCAUGAUUGACGAUAUUUUGAAGACGGACAGUAUCUCGAAAUCUCAGUUGAGAACAACUAUUCACAAGCCAACCCCGCUUGUUUUCAUUCCGUUCAGUGACGGUGGUCGUGUUUCAAGUAGGUGCUGUGCCGGAAGUCGUCUGUCCACUUCUCAUUCAGACUUUACUAGACUAUCCUUUGAUUACAGAAUAUCCGCAUCCAGACAGAGCUCCUUUUCCGAGCCACAAUCUCCUAUCAAAGACGUGUCCCUUGGAUCCAGUCCAGUUACUCCAGAUCCGAUAUCUCCAACCUCUGUAUGGACUUUUCCUAAAGCUAGAUCUGACUUCUUUGGAGGAUUUCCUUCACCCAUGAGAGGAGAAAGCAGAAACUCCAUCAUUGAAGACCCCCACAACAAUGGUCAUCCAUUUGUCUGGGCUCACAUUCUUCACAGACCGCCACCGAAACGAAAAGGAGGGCAAAUUCGCUUCACCAACAAUCAAACCACAGAAUUAGAAAAAGUGUUCGAAACGCAGAAGUACCUUUCGCCACCCGAGAGGAAGAAGAUGGCUUCUGUCUUGCGUCUGACAGAAAGACAGGUUAAAACUUGGUUUCAAAACAGAAGGGCAAAAUGGCGACGAAUCAAACAAGAUGGUGACUCCCCUACCAGCCAGUCAAUCCAUGAGUCCAAAUACAGCGAUACUGAAGAACAAGUAGCAUCUCAAGAAGAACAUGGAGAAAGUGACAACUGUAAUGCAGUGUCAACAUAGAAAGAGGACGGUGAUGUCUGGUGAUGUCAGGGUUGUUCUUAGAAACUUACAUUUAAAUCUUAGUUCUCACGAAACCACUGGACUACUUUUCUGCUCAGAUCUGAGCACGUGAUUCUGAUAAAACUUGUUCAAGACAAAUCAACGACCAUACUACUUUCUUGCUCAGAUCUGACUAUAUGUGAUCCUGCUAAAAUUGGUUUAAGAAAGAUCAACAAUUGGCCUACUUUGAUGAUCAUAUCUGAUCACACGUGGUCCUGAUAAGACUGGUUGAAAACAAAUCAACAGCUGGACUACUUUCAUAUCUGAUCACAUUUGGUUCUGAUAAAAACGAUUGAAAAUAAACGUUUUCCUGAUUACUUAUGACCACAUGUGGUUUCGAUAAGAGUGAUUGAAGAUAAAUCAGCAGUUGGACUACGUUCACGAUCAAAUCUUACCACAUGCAGUUCUGAUAGAACCGGUUUCCAUUUCACUUCUUACAAAAACAAAAAUUAGGUUAGAGAAAACAUAGUUCAGUUCCAUUCUGAUAAAAUACUAUGAUUAUUUUUGAAUGUAGUAUAAAAUAUGGAUCCAAGACGUAUAGCAAAACGUUACGUCAGUUCUUGUUGAAUUCCUUCCACUCAGUGAGAAGUGUGAAUUUCGGUGAGACCAAGGCUUAGAGCAACCAACAUUGCAUAGUUGUUUCUUCUCUUUAUAUCACCAGUUUUGAAAGAUGUAUAGAAUAGUUCCAAAGUUAAUGAGUUUAUUGACUAUACCAAAGUUAAACUGAGGUUGUGGAGUAAAGGUUGUAUUAUGUGGAAUUUAUCUAAUCUCAGUGAAUAAAUUGAAAUUAUUGUUUAAGACCUAAA
Molecule: messenger RNA, 2193 nt
Organism: Limulus polyphemus (Atlantic horseshoe crab)
Lineage: Eukaryota; Metazoa; Arthropoda; Merostomata; Xiphosura; Limulidae
Product: hematopoietically-expressed homeobox protein hhex-like
Exons: 6
Coding region: 482-1348 (288 amino acids)
Biological process (GO): regulation of transcription by RNA polymerase II; cell differentiation
Molecular function (GO): DNA-binding transcription factor activity, RNA polymerase II-specific; RNA polymerase II cis-regulatory region sequence-specific DNA binding
Source: RefSeq, a predicted model, not a curated record